This is a messenger RNA of Melampsora larici-populina 98AG31, 546 nucleotides long. RefSeq lists its product as uncharacterized. The record is from RefSeq and is a predicted model, not a curated record. Bases 1 to 546 code for a protein of 181 amino acids. The transcript has 5 exons. Lineage: Eukaryota; Fungi; Basidiomycota; Pucciniomycetes; Pucciniales; Melampsoraceae.
AUGUCAAAAGCUAUAUCUCGAUUGUCUCAGGCUGCAAAGCGCAUUGCUUUUGAUGUGAUGGUCAAAGGCUAUAAGUCUGUAGGAGUCAUUCAAGCACUCUUAUUAUUGACCCUUUGGAACAAACCCGCAGAAAGGUUUGAAGAGGACCAUACAUGCUUGAACGCCAAUCUAGACUACUCUUUAUUGAUGAAGACCUUUUCUCAAUUAUUCACCAUGAGCUUUAUGCUACAACACACAAUAGAAAACCCUGACAAACAAAUUGAGCUUCCGCAUCAAUUUGUAUACAUUGCUUAUGCUGCAGUAUUCUUACUGAAGUUUAGCUCCACGUGUGACCCGUUGGCAGUCACAAUUUUAGUCUAUGACUGUACAGUGCUCUUAGAAGAGGUUUUGGUGGAUGAGAAGCACAUGCCAGCCCUGUAUGCGGCCUUUUUGAAAGUGUUGUUGAAUAGCAAGAAAGGAACUUCAGCAUCUCCCAAAGACACAGAUCAUUCACAACCGUCCACUUCCACGCCUCUUGAUCCCGGUGGAUACAAGGACCCCAACUAA